This is a messenger RNA of Spodoptera frugiperda (fall armyworm), 675 nucleotides long. RefSeq lists its product as uncharacterized. The transcript is spliced from 2 exons. The coding region runs from base 81 to 620 and encodes 179 amino acids. NCBI's taxonomy places the organism in Eukaryota, Metazoa, Arthropoda, Insecta, Lepidoptera, Noctuidae. The record is from RefSeq and is a predicted model, not a curated record.
CAAUCAAUAAUUAUAUUCGGUUCGGUAUAAAAGGGUGGUUCUUUAGAGGACUACCAUCAGUUGCACCUGAGACUUCGACAAUGCACACUAUUAUCAUCAUCAGCGCUAUCCUGGCCUGCGGAGCCGCCGCUCCAGCCUACCUCUUAGCUGAGGAAGCCCACGUCGUCCACACCAUACCGAGCAAGUCCACCUUCACGCAGAGCAGCCAAGUCGUCAACCAUGGAAGCACCCACGUCCUGCACCCAAUUGAGACCAUCCACACCAUCCCCGUCGUUCACGCCAAGACUACCAUCACCAAGUCCAACCAGGUGGUCAGUCACGGUGGAACUUACGUCCAUCCAGUGCACUCCAUCAGUGUGAUGCCAGUCCAUGAGGUCUACCAUGUUCCGAAGACUACUGUCACUAAGAGCAACCAGGUUGUGAACCAUGGUGGUACUGCUGUGGUCCACGCUCCUGUGGUCCAUGCUCCCGUGGUCUCCGUGGCUCAUCCCGUGGUCUACCACUCCUCACCCCUCGUGACCCUCAAGACUGGUGACUCCGCAGUGACUCACCACAGUUCCACUGUCCACGAAACUGUGCCAGUUGUGAAGUCCCUCCCUCUAGUCACUCUUCAUCAUUAAUUUGUUAAUUUUUUCCACUGUUUUGUUUUGAAUAAAGUUUUGUUUUAAUUCUGAA